AUUUACGAAUGCUCAAGGCCUAUUACGAAGGUCUAGUGACUCUUGCCGUAAACUAUUUACAGACAAUCCACACUCGACACCAGGCAGAAAUGGACAAGCGAACUACUCGGUCGGACGAUCCAAGCUUCACAAAAACUCCGAAUCAGGCCUUUUCCAAAUCAACCUCUUCAAGCCGUUCGACCGCUACGGUGCUCGGCGAGACUUCCCGAAGGUCGAAAGCACUGCAGUCUUGCCCUACUUACUAAUGUGAAGCAAGCAAAGUCAAACCCACACGUUCUUCACAGAGCAACACACAAUCCGAAGAGGUUCCAUACUUGUUCGCGUUUUAUUUUCCGAACGCUUUUUGCACCAACCAAUAUCGACUUCGGUCUCCCAAACGCCAAAGAAGUCGCAACCGCACAUUAUUAGACUCGACCCUUUCUCCCACUGUCAAUACAAACCUUUACACUCAUUUCUCUCAUGUCGUUGAAAGCUUUACUGGGAGGUGCCAUGAUCGGCAGUGCUUCUGGAGUACUUCUACUACUUACCGGAAAUAUUAUGGGAGCUUCUGGUAUCGCAUCGUCGGCUCUCCUCAAACCUACACAAUUGCUCACCGACCAAUCUCAACACUGGAAGCUCGUCUUCCUUGCAAGUUUUCUGCUUACAACUAAUGUCUUCUUUUCGGUCCCUUUCGACCGUUCAGAUCCGGCGGCUGCUACCUUAUCUCCACUGGGGUACGGCUUGGCGGGAUUAUUUGUGGGCUUUGGCACCAAACUCAGCAACGGGUGCACGAGCGGGCACGGCAUUUGCGGUUUGGCCCGACUCAGCAAGCGAUCAAUGGCAGCCGUUGCAACAUUCAUGGCCUCGGCAGUUGCCACUACCUACCUGACGCAAGUAUCUCCCUUGCUCACAAAGUUCACUAGCGUGCUGCAAGUAGAAGCGGCGCAGCAGACGCAUUCGCAGCCUCUCCUCGGUGUGGCGUCCGCUCUCACACUCUUGUCUGUCGUCGCUUCAGCCGUGGCGCCAUGGUUUCGGCAAAAAAAGGACGAAAACGGCCAGGCCCGCAUUCUGCCAGCCAUCGCCUCUGGGUCUAUGUUUGCCUCUGGUCUGUACAUCGGCCAAAUGGUAUACCAGUCGAGGGUGCUUGGAUUUUUGAAUCUUGCCGGUAUGACUGAUGGAUCCUGGGACCCAACACUUGUCUUUGUCAUGGGUGGUGGGGUGAUGGUUAGCCUACUUAGCUACCAGUUCUUGGAGGGGUAUCGCAUAACGCGAAGUACUACUCCCGUCAAGCAUCCGUUGGCACUCAAACCUGAUGCUCCGUUUUGCAUCCCCACCAACACCCAUAUUGACGCUCAGUUGAUACUCGGAUCGGUGGCAUUCGGUAUUGGUUGGGGCUUAGGCGGUAUUUGUCCCGGACCCGGUAUAUUUCUCGCAGGGGCUGGGGUCCAGAAUGUUAUUCUGCACUGGUGGCCGUCCUACUUCGUAGGAACCUAUAUCGCCAACGAAAUUCAGAAUCAACAAUCCUAGGCCCGAAAAGAAGUGCCAAUACCACCCAUUGAAAUUUUCCGAGGCAAAUAUGGCCAAGCAAGUUGAGUCUGGAGGGUGAAUAUAGAAAUGGGCGAUACACUGAGUAGCCACUCGCCAUGGCAGCUCGCCGAAUUGAAUUUACAUUAAUCCCUUUCACAGUAAGCUGUUUCUUUACAAGAC
This is a messenger RNA of Phaeodactylum tricornutum CCAP 1055/1, 1686 nucleotides long. RefSeq lists its product with no specific name. The record is from RefSeq and is a predicted model, not a curated record. Lineage: Eukaryota; Bacillariophyta; Bacillariophyceae; Surirellales; Neidiaceae. Bases 460 to 1506 code for a protein of 348 amino acids. Gene Ontology annotation, cellular component: plasma membrane. The transcript has a single exon.